This is a messenger RNA of Ilex paraguariensis (yerba mate), 807 nucleotides long. The record is from the annotation of a GenBank genome assembly. Lineage: Eukaryota; Viridiplantae; Streptophyta; Magnoliopsida; Aquifoliales; Aquifoliaceae.
AUGAUGAAUCCGAAUCCCAAAUUUUUGAUAUACUAUGCCUGUGUCGCAAAAGGAACCACAAUCCUCGCAGAGUUCAAUUCCAAAGAUGCCGAUCUCGGUGCCCUAGCUGCUAAAUGCCUUGAGAAAACUCCCGCUCACCACUCUAUCUUCUCUCACACGAUCCGUGACAAGACUUAUAUGUUCUUGCUCGACGAUUCCUUCUUGUAUUUCGCAAUCUUCGACGAGAAUCUUGAUAAUUCGGAAGGUCUAUCCUUUCUGAAAAGCGUUAAGGACGCGUUCAAUGACAUCGUUCAGAACAAUUCGGUGAAAAAGCGUUUGGAUUCUUUGAAUUCCCAUUGUUUUCAGGGCGAGUUCAACCCCCUUUUUCACCAAUUGUUGGCUUCAAAUUCCGAAUUUGAAGCACCCGGUUCACCAAGAAUGGUUUUGAAGCUCAAUCAUGGUGGGAGUGAGCGUUUCGAUUCACCGAGAGGGCAGAAAAUUGGGUCUCUUCCAUUGCUUGGUGAUGUCCCUAAGAGGUUGAAGAAGAAGAAAAAGAGGUUCUUUGGGGACUCAUAUGGGGAAACAAAAGAUCAGAACAAGGUGGAUGUGUCUUCUAAUGAUAGUAGUGCUGGUGGCUUGACCAGGGAAUUCUCGGUGGUGUUGCACAAGAAUGUGGUGUUUUCCGGUGAAUUGGGACAACACCAAAAGGCGAAGCGAGUUUGGAAGAAACACGUUUGGAUUGUGCUGUCCCUGGACUUGAUCGUGUGUUCUCUCUUGUUUGGCAUCUGGUUGUGGAUUUGCAGGGGUUUCAAAUGCAUUAAUGGUUGA